GUUUGGGCCACAGACAACGAGUUUGGGUUUGGCGCUAGCCGAUUCGUUAGAGCUACUCCUGUGGCCCAGCCGGGCGCUAGUACCGCCCCCUCCCCCACCCAAGGCGAUGGGCCAGGCUCGGCGGCGGUAGCGGAGGCCGUCUCGCGCGCGGUUGGGUGCCGUCGUUGCCGCGCGCGCCCCCAAGAUGGCGUGUGUGCUAGAGACGCCGCUCCGCAUGAGCGUCCUCUCGGAAGUAACUGCUAGCAGUCGCCAUUAUGUUGACAGAUUAUUUGAUCCCGAUCCCCAGAAAGUCCUUCAAGGUGUCAUAGAUAUGAAAAAUGCUGUAAUUGGAAACAACAAACAAAAAGCGAACUUGAUUGUUUUGGGAGCAGUUCCAAGGUUGCUGUAUUUACUUCAGCAAGAAACCUCCAGCACGGAACUGAGAACUGAAUGUGCAGUAGUGCUAGGAAGCCUUGCGAUGGGUACAGAAAACAAUGUCAAAUCUCUACUAGACUGCCAUAUUAUCCCAGCCUUAUUGCAAGGAUUGCUAUCACCAGAACUGAAGUUUAUUGAAGCUUGCCUCCGAUGUCUUCGUACCAUUUUUACCAGCCCAGUAACUCCAGAGGAACUAUUGUAUACAGAUGCUACAGUUAUCCCCCACCUCAUGGCACUGCUUAGUAGGUCUCGAUAUACACAAGAAUACAUAUGUCAGAUCUUCUCACAUUGCUGCAAACUUCGACACUGGCAUAGCUGCGGCUUUAAAUCGUCGCCUCAGCCACUUCUGUGUGCCAAUGGUCCAGAUCAUCAGACAAUCUUGUUUAACCAUGGAGCAGUUCAGAAUAUUGCUCACCUAUUAAGUUCCACAUCCUACAAACCAGCUGUUAGAUCUCUCAGAAUUAGAAGUAUCUGGCUCCUUAGGUCCCCAACAGUUCGAAUGCAAGCAUUGAAAUGCUUCUCAGUUCUAGCCUUUGAAAACCCCCAGGUAUCAAUGACUCUUGUAAAUGUUUUGGUUGAUGGAGAAUUAUUACCACAGAUUUUUGUGAAGAUGUUACAAAGGGACAAGCCUAUUGAAAUGCAGCUCACAUCAGCCAAAUGCCUUACUUACAUGUGCAGAGCAGGAGCAAUCCAGACAGAUGAUAACUGCGUUGUUUUAAAGACACUGCCAAGUUUGGUUCGGAUGUGUAGUAAGGAAAGAUUGCUGGAAGAACGAGUAGAAGGAGCCGAAACACUAGCCUAUCUAAUUGAAACAGAUGUUGAGCUCCAGAGAAUUGCCAGUAUUACAGACCAUCUUAUUGCAAUGCUUUCUGACUACUUCAAGUAUCCCAGCUCAGUCAGUGCAAUCACCGAUAUCAAAAGGCUUGACCAUGAUUUAAAGCAUGCUCAUGAACUGCGCCAGGCUGCGUUCAAGCUGUAUGCUUCACUUGGAGCAAAUGAUGAAGACAUCCGGAAGAAGAUCAUUGAGACUGAAAAUAUGAUGGACCGAAUUGUGAAUGGCUUGUCUGAGUCUAGUAUCAAGGUGCGGCUAUCUGCAGUCAGAUGUUUGCACAGUUUGUCCCGGUCUGUGCAGCAGCUACGGACGAGUUUCCAGGAUCACGCCGUAUGGAAACCCUUAAUGAAGGUUUUACAGAAUGCUCCAGAUGAAGUCCUGGUGGUAGCAUCUUCCACACUAUGCAACCUACUCCUUGAAUUCUCCCCAAGCAAAGAGCCUAUUUUAGAAUCGGGAGCCAUAGAACUUCUAUGUAGUUUAACCCAGAGUGAAAAUCUUGCUUUGCGAGUGAAUGGCAUUUGGGCUUUAAUGAACAUGGCAUUUCAAGCAGAACUAAAGAUCAAAGCAGACAUCUUACAAGGUUUGAGUACAGAACAAUUAUUCCAGUUACUCUCUGAUUCAGAUGUAAACGUGCUAAUGAAAACUUUGGGACUGCUCAGAAAUCUUCUGUCUACUCGCCCACAUAUAGACCAGAUAAUGAGCACCCAUGGAAAGCAGAUCAUGCAAGCAGUGACUCUUAUUUUGGAAGGGGAGCACAAUAUCGAGGUCAAGGAGCAGACAUUAUGUAUACUUACCAACAUAGCAGAUGGAACAACAGCAAAAGAACUCAUUAUGACCAAUGAUGACAUCUUGCAGAAAAUUAAGUAUUACAUGAGUCAUUCGAAUGCUAAACUUCAGCUUGCUGCCAUGUUUUGCAUAUCUAAUCUCAUAUGGAAUGAAGAAGAAGGUUCACAGGAACGCCAAGAUAAACUACGAGAUAUCGGAAUAGUAGAUAUUCUACACAAACUGAGUCAGUCAUCAGAUUCAAAUCUUUGUGACAAGGCGAAGACAGCACUCCAGCAGUAUCUUGCAUGAUCAAAGACUGAGUGAAUCUUUGGACACCCUUCGUGUGUUUAAGGACUAAAAGGAAAUAGCCUCAACUGAUUCCUUAUAUUUGCACAAGUCACCUUGGGCUGCAUUUCUCUCAGGUGCAGGGAGCUGCUUUGCAGAAACAGUUUAGGUGAUCAGGUCUCCAAUGCACUUGAACUUCCUUGAGGUAGUUCUUUACUCAGAGGACUAUUGUAGGGGGGUUUGUUUUUGUGUUUUUUCCUGAGCUACCUGGACUCUCUAAUAGAACAAUCAAUCAUCAUUUUCUUUUGGGCCUACAAUUUUCUGCUUUUGCUGCAGCCUGCGUGUGUGUUUGGGUGUAUGUGUGAGUGUGAUACCUCAGAAUUUUGUUUUCCUUUUUUGUGUGAAAAUCUUUCUACACAUUUUCAAGGGUUAACCAUUGUUUGCUGUAUGAAUAAUUAAUUAUAUACAGUUUGAAUGAAAUGUUAUUUAAAAAAACACACUGUAUUCCUUAAAGUUUAUUUUGAAUUUUGAACAGAUGAAUGUUUUUAAGUAAAACAUAUGCAUUCUGAACCUAAGCUUAACUUAUAUUCCUUUUUGAAGAGAAAAAUUGAGGAAUACAGUAGACUCAAAUAACAGCUAGCACAUUCUGUGCUAUGAAAAAAAUCGAAGAGAUAGCAUUUUACUGCCCCGCAAUCAACAGGUACUGAUGUCAUUUUCAGCUCAGCAGAAUAGGUCAAAAGGUUUGUUUGGGGUUUCUAAAUUUUUAGAAGACAAGGGUAGACUCUCACUCUCACCAAUUGUAUAAGUGUUGUGUUGAUCUUCUGCCAAAAAGAAAUAGGUGGAUGUAAUAUCAGCACUGGCUUGGGGGAAUGAGCCUAUUGCUAUGAAAUCCAAGAUCUUGCUGAGAUUAUUGCUGAAAGGUUGGUUUGUCUCAGUGAUAAGGAACACCAGCUGACUGUGACACCAAGAUACAUCACAGGUAGCAGCAUGUUGCAAGACUUGUACUUUCAAGAUACCAAGCGGGCCUGGCAUGUUAUGUCUUAAGGGACUUGUUUGGUCAUACCUAUACCUCCAGAUUCAGUUCACUGCUCUAUAAAAUAUUUCUCCAUAAUAUUAGCUUAAUAGGUUAGAUUACAGGAGAAUGGACAUGUUAUUAGAAAAUUAUCUCCCAGUGACAUUGCUAUAGUAAUAGCAAUAUAUACAGACAUAUCCAGGAAUUCAUAUACAUGGAUAAUACCCCAGAUUUUAUUGUAUUUAAAGGAUCAGGUUAUCAAAACCUGGCCUCUGUCUGUGUGCCUACAAUUUGUGGGCACCUAAAAUUGUGGCUUUAGUUAUUUGUAGAAACAGCAUUUACCUUUCUCAUUGCAAUCAGAUACUUGGACUAUUAAAAAGCUGGAAUUAUGACUGACUAAAUUGUGAUGAAAUAUUGUAUCUGCAGGAAUUCAUAUCCACUGAACUGUGGGCAGGGAAAGGGAAAACCAUUUAAGAUUAUGCUGAAAAUCAGACCCUGCAUUAUUACUGAAUUCAGCUUCAGGAGUUAAAUGUGUGUAGAAAGAAAUGAGUGCAGCAAGAAGCUCUCCCAGACUGCAAUUCAGGGUUACUACUUUCCUCUUGCAGUACAUUUACCAUCUGCUUCCUGGUUUUCAGUUUAGAGAAUGGCGUUAAUAGAGUCAAAAUCCCCACACACUAUGUCUACUUAGCACUAAAGGGCAAACUGAAGAAUUCAACUCUACCUUAAAAAUCUCCUUUUGCAGUCUGAGCUUCAGGUCGAAAGGACAGGACUGUAACUUGACUAACCAGUUUUCAAAAAUGUAAUCUCAAACCUUUAUCCUUUAUUUCUAAGCAGUGUCGGAUUAUAAUUGCCUUACUUUUCUGAGUGGUCCUAUUAAUUUAAUGGAAACUAUUUGUGUGAGCGAAAGGUGAUCACAGUUUGGUCCAGAGUUUGAAUGUUAUGUAUUGUAGCACUUUUACUAUUUGGUUGCAAAGGAAAAUACAAUUUUAUAUAAGUUUAAUGUAAUUGUUUUCCCACUCUGAAAAUCAUAUAAAAGUGAGCACCUAACAUUUUUUCCAAUGUGGACAUGGCAAUAAGUGAGUGGCCAUUUCUUAUUAUUGCUAAAAGUCUUUGGUAAUGGGUCUGCACAGAGAGGCAAGUAUAAAUAUGUGAGAACCUGAUAAAUAUCUAGUAUCUCAGAAAUAAAAGCCUUAUUUAAAAAGUAAAAUGAACCAUAGUUUUGGUAGCGCUGAGAAAACACUUCCUUGGUUAAACUUUAUAUACACGUUGGGGGCUAAAUUUUCAAAAUAGCCUGAGCUUGAACUCUAAAUUUACACUCCUGAUAUUUUGUGCACAUAUUUUCAUAUGCUCAAGCUUUUGCAUGUCCCUCUACUCACAUCUGCAAAUCUGAGUUUGUGUUCAAAAAAUUGAAUGACUAAAAUUG
Chelonoidis abingdonii (Abingdon island giant tortoise) is the source of this 4731-nucleotide messenger RNA. RefSeq names its product armadillo repeat containing 8 (gene ARMC8). Gene Ontology annotation, biological process: proteasome-mediated ubiquitin-dependent protein catabolic process. NCBI's taxonomy places the organism in Eukaryota, Metazoa, Chordata, Testudines, Testudinidae. Gene Ontology annotation, molecular function: protein binding. Gene Ontology annotation, cellular component: GID complex. The record is from RefSeq and is a predicted model, not a curated record.